AUACUUGUUACAACAUGCAUGAUUCAGUUUGUAUCUUAAUUAUCUGUGUAUACGUUCAAAGACUGUCAAAGAUUAAAAAAGUAGGUAGGUACCUGAGAGUACCUAAGUAAACACUACAUAUUUGUAUUUUGUUGUAUGUCUAUUUUUGUUGAAUACUGAACAGUUUCUGACUUCUAUUCCUUCUAAACAAAUUAUGAACACCUAAAUCAUACCCAACGCCAAAAUGAAGUGUUGUGUGCCUUUUUGUGUAAACAAUUCGGAAAUACUACCAGACAUAGAGAAUGUUACAUUUCAUAGAUUACCAACAGAAGCGAGCCGUCAUGCUGCCUGGAUUGAAUCUCUGGGUAUUGAAAAGAACCAUUUGCAAAAAGUUCUAUUCGUCUGCUCUCUGCAUUUCAGAGAGGCGGACUUUUAUACCACUAAAGGUGGACAGAGGGCUGUACAGAGAAGCGGUAUUCCAAAAACUGAACAGGUUUGCAUCGUAUGUCUAGACACUGACAACAAGUUAUAUCCCUUGAAAUAUUAUAAUUUGGACGGGGCUUAUGAAAAUGUGACUGGAAUUUCGUUAAGAUUAUUCAACGUAAUCCUAUCACCGAAAGUUUGCUCAGAAUGCGGCCAGCGUCUGAUAAACUGUAAUACAUUCAAAGAGAAAAGUUUAAGAGCACAUAAUUUGUUAUUGGAAUUGAGUAGCAAAGAUGAAUUGCUAAGAAUACAAAAUAUUAAGGCGAUAAAUAGAAAGAAACAAAAACUAAAAUCCAAUUUAAAGAAAAACUUUUUCGAACCUAACCACUGUGAUAUGUUCUUGGUCCGCGACGAAAAUAACGAAAACAUUAAAAUAGAGAACAGAGAGAAAAGUAAAAAUGUGAAAUUGGAAAACAGAGAGAAAAAUAUAAAAAUAGAGAGUAUAGUCUAUGGUUCGGAUGAUAAGGCUGAAGUGAAAAAUGAGUCAGCUGCAAACGUAACGAAAGAGGAGGGAAAGAAUAAUUCCAAUUAUGAAAUUGCUAGUGAUGAAGAGUUCUUACACGAUGACAUAGACAGUGAUAUGUUUUUAAAUUGUGGCAUAGACAAAGUAAGCAGACCGACUAAGACAAACAAUAAUAAGGUUAUAAAAACUAGAACUGACGACGCAGAUGAAUUUACAAAUGGUGGCAGUUAUAAAAACCUCAGACUUUUGAACGAGGGAAUAGAAAUAGAUGUGAAAUUCACAAACAACUAUUACGACAUUGAUUUCCAAAACGAAAAUGAUAAGACUGCCAAUAUUACGAAUGAUAAUGACACAAGUGUCAAAUUUCCCAUCGAUGAUGACGUUGACAUGGAUUUCCCAGACGAGAACGAUAUGCACGUGGGAUACUCGAACGAUAGCGACAGCGAUAUCGUAUUGGUUCAAGGAAGCUCCGAACAAAAUAAACCACCAAGAAAAUGUGUCGGCAAACCCAAAAACAAAGUUAAAUCGCAUAUAAAUAAGAGCGAUGCACCAAAUGUUACGGUUAAAGUUAAAAGGGGGGGUAGAAAACGUAAAACUCCUGGCACAGGGCGUUAUUUGAAAAGAAAAGCGCCCACAGGCGACAUGGAAAUAUUUAAUGUAACGGUUCUGACAUACGAAGAACAGAUCGAGGAUAUACAGAGUAAAAAAGACACCCCGCUGUACAAGAAUUCCACGUUCAAAUGUAGCUUCUGCUACAAAGGUUAUCAAUACGAGGAUACCUACGACGCUCAUAUGGAACAACACACAAACAAAUACGGUGUGUUCGAAUGCGCUAUCUGCAGCAUUCACACCAAGAGUCGUCAGAAACUUUUGCAUCACCUCAACAUGACACACAUGGUGCGUUACACCUGCACCAAAUGCCCCUUCUACACAAGGCACAGAAACACUGCGAAAUCGCACGGUCGCUGGCACAACGGGGUUAAGUCCAAAUGCAAAUACUGCGACGUGGAGUUCAGUAAGCUGACAUCCCUGCUGUCACACCUCCGCAAGAAGCACCCUUCAGACCAAGUUUGCGCGCUGUGCGGGUACUCGUUCAUCGGGGAGCGAGGUCUGGCGCUACACAUGCAGAAGAAACACCAGUUCGACGACUUACAGUCAGAGCCACAGGGUCCAACGUGCGUAGAGUGCAACAUCCGGUUCGCUUCUGACACAGCGUACGAGCAGCAUGUUCGGGUGUCGCCAAAGCACAAUGCUGCAGAUAAUCUGGAACGCAACGAACCGAGAUGGCACAAACCAAAAGCGCCCCCGCGGUUCAAGGGCGAUCAAACUGUCACUUGCGAGGAGUGCGGCAUGAAACUAAAAGGUUUCAAGUACUACACCUAUCACUUCAAGAGACACCAUCGUGACAAGAUCCGCACGCAGUUCGCGAACGGUCACGAGAGGUGUCUGUGCGAGCUAUGCGGACGGGUUCUGCAGCACCGCAGCGCCCUCAAGAGCCACAUGCUGGUGCACACGGGCAAGCGCGACGUGCAGUGCGCGGUCUGCGAGAAGCGGUUCUUCCACCAGCGGCAGCUCACCAUCCACAUGGAGACGCACAGCGAGCCCAAACGCACCUUCGACUGCCCCGUGUGCGCGCGCAGCUUCACUAGCAAGUCCAACAAGAACCGCCAUCUGUGGACCCACACCCAAGUAUCGAGGCCUUUCAAAUGCCACGCCUGUCCGAAGACCUUCGUCUAUCCAUCAGAGAGGAAAAUCCAUAUCAACCACGCGCACGCAAACCAGCCUUAUCCCAAGAAGAGUAAAAACCGAGUCAGGAACAGUCGGCCCAGGCAUAUGAAGGAGGCCGUGUUCGGCCAAAUUGGGCCUCAAAACGCAAACGAGGCCUCGUACUCCAGUGAAACCAGUGGAAUGCUUCAUGAGUGACGCAAGUGAAACCACAUUGAUGAGACUGUCCAGGGGAAUUUGGGAAAAUUCCUCCUAAAAAUAUUACCGAAGCUACUCUAUUUAACUCUACAGUCAAAAUUUUGGUCAAUCGAAAAUCACAGAAGCCUUGUACUCUAGUGUACUUCACAGACAAAUUGGGCUUCAGAACGCAAACGAGGUCACGCGUUCUCUAGUGAAAUGUACAGUGUACCAGACAAAUUUGACCUCAGAACGCAAACGAGGCCUCGUACUCCACUGAACUGUACAGGAAAAUUGGGCUUCAGAACAACAACGAAGCCUCGUACUCUAGUUAACUGUACAGGAAAAUUGGGCUUCAGAACAACAACGAAGCCUCGUACUCUAGUUAACUGUACAGGAAAAUUGGGCUUCAGAACAACAACGAAGCCUCGUACUCUAGUUAACUGUACAGGAAAAUUGGAAUUCAGAACAACAACGAGGCCUCAUACUCUAGUAUGCUGUACAGAAAAAAAAAAUUAUAGAAAAGUAUGUUUCUAGCUUUAAAUCUUUAUUUUAUUGUGACAAAGUAUAUUGUAUAAAUUAACUUUCUUUUAUAUGUGGAAGAGAAAUCUUUUAUCAUAUACAUUCAUAUUUAUUUCUGUGAAAUGAAUAAUUUAUUGCAUCGAAAGUG
Pararge aegeria (speckled wood butterfly) is the source of this 3497-nucleotide messenger RNA. Its product is annotated as zinc finger and BTB domain-containing protein 41-like. Lineage: Eukaryota; Metazoa; Arthropoda; Insecta; Lepidoptera; Nymphalidae. Gene Ontology annotation, cellular component: nucleus. Gene Ontology annotation, molecular function: DNA-binding transcription factor activity, RNA polymerase II-specific; RNA polymerase II cis-regulatory region sequence-specific DNA binding; zinc ion binding. The transcript has 15 exons. Gene Ontology annotation, biological process: regulation of DNA-templated transcription. The record is from RefSeq and is a predicted model, not a curated record. The coding region runs from base 224 to 2848 and encodes 874 amino acids.